UUGGCAAUGCCAUUUUAUAGCCAAGCCCGCAGGUGCCAUGACUCAGCAGCCCCAGGAGGGCUUCGAGGGCAGCGUGGAGGACGCCCGGGAGUGGAUGAAGGCGGUGCAGGAGCGGCUGCAGAUCAAUGACAACACCCAGGGGCCCCGGGCCGCCCUGGAGGCCCGGCUGCGGGAGACCGAGAAAAUAUGCCAGCUGGAGCCGGAGGGGCGCGUGAAGGUGGACCUGGUGCUGCAGGCGGCCGAGGCGCGCCUGGCCGGCUGCCCCGAGGACCAGAAGCCCGCGGUCCUGGCGCGACUAAGGGACAUCAAGGCCCAGUGGGAGGAGACGGUCACCUACAUGAUUCACUGUCACAGCCGCAUCGAGUGGGUGUGGCUGCACUGGAGCGAGUACCUCCUGGCCCGCGACGAGUUCUACCGCUGGUUCCAGAAGAUGACGGUGGCGCUGGCGCCGCCCGUGGAGCUGCAGCUGGGCCUGAAGGAGAAGCAGUGGCAGCUGGGCCAGGCCCAGGUGCUGCUGCACGACGUGAGCCACCAGGCCGUGCUCCUGGACCGGCUGCUGGAGGAGGCGGCCUCCCUGUUCCACAGGAUCGGGGACCCCAGCGUGGACGAGGACGCCCAGAGGACGAUGAAGGCCGAGUACGAGGCCGUGAAGGCCAGAGCCCAGGACCGAGUGGACCUGCUGGAGCAGGUGACCCAGGAGCAUGAGCGCUUCCAGGCGGACAUGGACGAGCUGCAGCUGUGGCUGCAGGCGGUGGUGGCGAAGGUGAACGGCUGCGUGGGACGGAGCUGCUCGCUGCCCGCCGGCCGCCGGCUCUCGGCACUGCAGGACACAGCCAAGGACGUCCCCAGGGGCGAGGAGUCUCUGAGGCGGCUGGAGGCGCAGGCGGUGGGGGUCAUCCGGAACACCUCUCCGCUGGGUGCCGAGAAGAUCAGCCGAGAACUGGAGGAGAUGCGGAGAGUCCUGGAGAAGCUCCGCGGCCUCCGUGAGGAGGAGGAGGGGCGGCUGCGGGGGCUGCUGGAGGGCACCGAGGACGACCUGGUGGCCCGCUGGAGACUCUACUCGGCGACACGGGCGGCGCUGGCCACAGAGGAGCCCCGGGUGGACCGGCUGCAGGCCCAGCUGAGGGAGCUCAUCGCCUUCCCCCACGACCUGCAGCAGCUCCCCGACAGCGUCGUCGAGGCCAUCCAGGAGUUCCAGAGGUUUACACUGGCGCUGGGGCCACCGGGCAGUGGCCAAGGGGAGGGCUGCGAGUCUAUCGAGGCGGCCCUGGCCGAGAGCUCCCGCCUGAAGCAGCAGCUGACCAUGCUGCCGCUGAAGACAGACCUGCUGGGCAGCGUCUUCGGCCAGGACAGAGCCACGGCCCUCCUGGAGCAGGUGACGAGCUCCGUGCGGGACAGGGACCUGCUCCACAACAGCCUCCUGCAGAGGAAAAGCAAGCUGCAGAGCCUGCUUGCUCAGCACAAAGACUUUGGGGCUGCCAUUGAGCCCCUGCAGAGGACGCUCUCGGACCUCCAGACCAGGGCCCUAGCCGAGAAUGGGCUUCAGCGGGACCUUCCUGGGAAACAGGCCCAGCUGUCAAGGCUGCAGGGGCUGCAGGAAGAGGGGCUGGACCUGGGCGUGCAGGUGGAGGCCACCAGGCCUUUCAUCCAGGGGAACCCCAACCACCAGCACAGAAUGGACCAGCUUUCCACCGACUGCCAGGCCCUGCAGCGGUCCCUGGAGGACCUGGUGGACGGCAGCCAGCGGAGCACACGGGAGCACUGCGCCUUCAGCCAUGAGCUCCUGCAGCUGCAGCAGUGGGUGGCCGUGGUCACGCAGAAGCUGGAGUCCUACCUGGGGGACACGGGCCCCUGGGAUGCCCAGGCCCGCGAGGCCGAAGUCCAGGGGCUGCUGGCUGAAUUCCCCGAGAAGGAGGCCCAGCUGCCCCUGGUCGAAGCGCACGGCCGGCUGGUGAUGGAAAAGUCCUCCCCGGAAGGGGCUGCCGAGGUCCAGGAGGAGCUGGCGGAGCUGGCGGGGGCGUGGCGGGCCCUGAGGCUGCUGGAGCAAAGCCUGCUGAGCCUCAUCAGGAACCGGCAGCUGCAGCGGCUGGACGUGGGCUCCGGGAAGACCCCAGUUUUCACCAACAACAUCCCGAAGAGCGGCUUUGUCCUCACCCCCACGGGGCCCCUCUCCCGGCGGCUCCGGCAGGCAGACCCGCGCCAGGAAGCAGGAGGCGGCCACGAGGGCUUCCCCCAGCUCCUGGGCGACUUCGAGCGGUGGCUGCAGGUGGAGAAUGCCAAGCUGGUGAGAGUCAUCGCCAUGAGAACCGCCACGGCCGAGGCCGCCAGGGCCAGAGAGGUGAAGCUGCAGGAGCUGGAGGCUCGGGUCCCCGAAGGCCAGCAUCUCUUCGAGGACCUCCUUCGUCUGGGGCCAGCGAGGGGCGCCUCGGAGGAGCUGGAGGACCUGCGCUACCGCUGGAUGCUCUACAAGUCCAAGCUCAAGGACUCUGGGCAGCUGCUGACGCAGAGUUCUGCAGGGCAGCCCGCUGGAUUCCAGAAGGCCCAGCAGUGGCGAGGACCCGGCAGCUUCCUCCGGAGGGUGUGUUGCGUGGCGCUGCCCCUGCAGCUGCUCCUGCUGCUGCUGCUGCUCCUGCUGCUCCUGCUGCCCGUGGGCGAGGAGGCCCGCAGCUGCACGCUGGCCAACAACUUCGCCCGCUCCUUCAGGCUCAUGCUCCGCUACAGCGGCCCCCCGCCCACCUAGCCGCGGGGCACACAGGUGACUUUCUCCUCUGGCCUCCGUCAGCCCCGCUCCUCCUCAGGACACGGGGACACGGGACAUGGGCAGGUGGACGGCAGAGCUGCCCGGGACAAAGACUGUGCGGAUGCUCCCAGCACAAAACGACUUUUUCUACGGUGUUGUCUCGUCUAUUUAUACUGCACGCGCGCUGGGUGUGACCAGGACCAAUGUACAGGACUCUGUGUGCUCUGCAUGUACAGGCCCGGUGCGGACGGUUUCGGGGGUGGAUCUGUUUGGAGGUGGGGAAGGGGCGGCCCUGGACUGGGGGUCUGCAGUCAGCCCUGGAAACGCAGCACGUCGCUCGGGGUGACCUCCUUCCCAGAAGCCCACCCCCAAUCCAGGGCUACCGAGGCCUCUGCGUGGCGUACGGACGAGGCCCGCUCAGCGCCCGGUGGCUUCUGUGUUAGGCACCAUGACGACAGACAUGCUUGUCUCAUUUUAAACUGGACAGCGGAUUCGGAUUAGAAGCAGAAAUGGGGGUGCUCACUGGCAGGCCCAGGGAGGGCGGUGCAGAGUGACCUUCAGGGAGGGCGGGGCCAGGAAGAGCAGCCCAGAAAGGACCAAGGGGCAGGCUGGAUGGGGCGCCGUGGGCCUCGAUGGCACGGACCAGGGCGAGUGUCGCAGUUCGAUGGUGCCUGCGUGUCCUGUUCAGGGAGAGAGACGUCAGGGCUAAGAUCUCCGUGGAGCGAGGGGUGCGCCCUGUGAGCAGCCACCUCCCGUGAGGGAAGAUGCUCCUGCCCCCCCUCGUCACUCUUGGGCUGAGCUGGUCCUGUCUCCCACUGAGUGGAGGGGAGCCCGUCACACUAGGGAGUGAGGGCCCGAGACAGAGGUGAGGGGUCGGCCUUGCGGCUCAGCCGUUGGAAAGGCUCUCCCUCCUCCUCCCAGGAGGGGCUCUGGACAGAGGCAGGUCCUCGGGACCGAGAGUGCCCCCCACGUGCCCCGCAGGGAGCCAGCUC
Messenger RNA from Myotis brandtii (Brandt's bat), 3732 nucleotides. It is a transcript of the gene SYNE3, whose product is annotated as spectrin repeat containing, nuclear envelope family member 3. Gene Ontology annotation, molecular function: actin filament binding. Gene Ontology annotation, cellular component: meiotic nuclear membrane microtubule tethering complex; cytoplasm; nuclear outer membrane. The transcript has 20 exons. Gene Ontology annotation, biological process: nuclear migration. Bases 38 to 2740 code for a protein of 900 amino acids. NCBI's taxonomy places the organism in Eukaryota, Metazoa, Chordata, Mammalia, Chiroptera, Vespertilionidae. The record is from RefSeq and is a predicted model, not a curated record.